CCCGCGCGGUGCCGUUGCCGGAUAGCUCAACAUGAACUUUAACUGUCAAGAUCAUUUUAAAAGUCAACAGAACAAUAUUUUUCCUUCUGAGAGCUGGCUACGGGAUUCUGAGUUUCUCCUGCAGUACUGUCCUAUUCGCUACCAUUUCCUAAACCAGGACAUGGAGCUAUGUUCCGUUCUUCACAUUAGGUGCUAAUGAAGUUAACUUGCUUCAUCAGUGGAAAUGCAGAUCCAUGAAAUUACAUUUUGUGCAAGUUGUCGUUAACUCUGUUGGCAAUGUCUAUGAUUUUAUCUGCCUCUGUGGUCCGUGUGAGGGAUGGACUCCCACUGUCUGCAUCUACCGAUUAUGACCAGAGCACAGGAAUGCAGGAAUGUAGAAAAUAUUUUAAAAUGCUCUCAAAGAAACUUUCUCAGCUUCCUGAUAGAUGUACUCUGAAAACCGGGCAGUAUAAUAUAAACUUUAUAAGUUCUCUGGGAGUAAGCUAUAUGAUGUUGUGCACUGAAAAUUAUCCCAGUGUCCUGGCUUUCUGCUUCCUGGAUGAGCUUCAGAAAGAAUUCAUCACUACCUACAAUAUGAUGAAGACAAAUACUGCUGUCAGACCGUACUGUUUUAUAGAGUUUGAUAAUUUCAUUCAGAGGACCAAACAGAGAUAUAACAACACACGUUCUUUGUCAACAAAGAUGAAUCUUGCUGACAUGCAGACAGAGAUCAAACUGAGACCACCUUACCAAAUUUCCUUGUCAGAACUUGGUUCAGCGAAUGGGUUUGCACAUUUGUCUGCAGCUGAAUAUAAGGGUACUGGUAAGAUAUCUGCAGCUCCUCAUCAGCGCUUGGAACCUGUGACUCUGCCAGGGAUUGUCUCGUUUGUGCUUAGCCUGUUAUGUGGGGCUUUGAAUUUAAUUCGUGGCUUUCAUGCCAUAGAAAGUCUUCUCCAGAAUGAAGGUGAAGAUUUCAGCUAUGUUAUUGCAUUUUUUCUUGGAACAGCAGCCUGUUUGUACCAGAUCCAGAGUAAAGAGUGUGUGAAUACCCCUUGAAAUGAUCAUGACACACUGUCAACAAUCACAGCUAGAGAUACGGGGGACUUGAAAUUUCAUUGACAACACAACUUCAUAAGAUGAAUCAAAAGUUAAGAAGACCGCAGACUUUCAUAAAGCAGAAAGCAAACUUAAACCCAAGUGUAUGGCAUGAAGAUAAUGAAUCUGGGUGAGGGGGUAAAAGGGAUGGAAGGUGGAGGGGGAAAGAAAGGUAUAACAGUGUGAUGCAACAGAAGUAUUUUGCAAACCAGGGAAGAUGUAAAGGAGCAAAAGUAUAGUACAAGGGCAGACUUGGCAGUUUUACAGAAGUCAAUAUACUAUACUUUUCAGAGAUGUUUCCUAGUGGAAGGGAGAAGGAAAGGGGCGAUGCCAUUUAAGCUCACGUUUAAAUGGCUUAAUGCUCGGGUUAUGCUCAGCAAUAUAGCAAAUUAAUUAAGACAGGCCCAUGGAUUUUCACUUAUUCUUGUUGAGUAGGAAAAAAUAAAUCACCACCACCAUAGUGCAAUCAUUAAGCUGUUUGUUAGUACUACAGUAAUUCUGCCCUGAGAAGAGUGGAAAAGAACUUUAUUAAGUGUCAAAAGAUUGGAGUCAUUUUUAGUGCUAGCCAAAUUCAAUAUCAAAACUCUCCCCUCAUAGAAUAUAAAAAAUAUAGCAUUUUUUAAAAUUCUUUUUUUUUUUUAAUAAAAUAUCAAGGGAUUUUUCUUUAAUGGUUAAAAAAGGUACAUAAAUGAUAACAGUGAACUAUUCAUAAAGCCCCCACUAGUGAUAAAGAUGUCCAAUACAAUAUCAAUGGCACUGCAUUUUAAGGUUGACCACCUCAUAUAUAUACACUUGCCAUCAUAAAGUUUUUUGAAGAUCACCUAAUUCCUGAAAAAUUGAAAAUCUGUGACUCAGUUUAAAUAAGUGCCUACUAUAGGAAAGUCAACUUGAUGCUGCAGGACAUAGUUCCUUGUAAUGUCAAAUGGCAGUUACAAUAUCAGACAACUCUCAUAUCAGCAGGAUUCUAUUAAGACCAUCUAUGAAAAAUCAUUUUUUUUAAACAAAAAGUUCAAAUGAGCUAAUUUUUUUUUUUUUUCUUCUUAUGAGAGCUCACGUUAGCAUUAGUUAGAAGAUUUGCUUAGAGCUCUUUCUGACAUGUUUGACAUGAUACCACCUCAGUAGCUAAAACUCAAAGGUCCUGUUUCCAUUUGUUAAGAUGCCACCUUCCGCUUGAACGCUGCAUGGAACAACUGUGUGACUACCACAUUUGGGUUUUUCCUCUUCUUUGGGGUUGUAGAAUUUUCUGGAUUUUCAUUUUAAAAUGCAUCUGAUUCAGCCUGGAAACUCACCUGUUUGUUGUUGGUUGAUCGUAUAGUGAUAAUCUGAAAACUGCCAAGUCUGUGUUCAGAGUAUUAUGCAGAAAAAAAUUACACAAAAGUCUACAGGUUAUAUACACCUCCCACCACACCUUGGUGUGGACAGCCUGCCUGCUAAUUUAUAUAUAAUUUACAAAAUAUAGAAUUUGGUAUAUCUGUUAGAUCUCCAUGUUUUCAAUAUUACAAAAUAAAAAAUACAAAAAAACCCACAACAAAUUUCAGGGGAGUUCCCCCCACAAAGUGUCUCUUGUUUACAUCUAGUCUUUCCCAUGUAAACUGAUAUAUACCAAAGAAGAGCACAGAAGACUUUUUAAUAAAUAUGGUUGUAGAGCCAUCAUUCUUUAUCUUGAUCUUCCCCUUCAUCAGAUGUGCCAGGCCCACUCAGAAGAGCAGUCAUUUAGCCAUGUAAAAGAAGGGAAAAGAAGGGGCCAGGGCUAGGAUGUCUUUUCACACUAAACCAUUAAUGAUGCCCUUCUAAAAGGCCUUUUUGUGUGCUGCAACAGUGGGUGUCAAUUUUGAAAGCCAUUCAGAACAGCUGAUAAAAGCACAGUGGUACACUUCAAAUAGCUGGCAGUAUGGGAUGGAAACAUUAUGGGAGUGCAAAUCCAUUCCAAAAAAUAAUGCUUUGUAGUGAAUCAUACAUUCCUUCAACCAAGUAAAUGUUGUGUUGCGUCAAUAAAUACUUAAAUAGCUUCUUAGAUCAUUCUGUGGUAGCAGCCUUUUUAAAAAACUCCAAAUUCAUGUCUUAUCUGUG
Messenger RNA from Strigops habroptila (Kakapo), 3144 nucleotides. RefSeq names its product SEC22 homolog A, vesicle trafficking protein (gene SEC22A). The record is from RefSeq and is a predicted model, not a curated record. Gene Ontology annotation, biological process: endoplasmic reticulum to Golgi vesicle-mediated transport. The transcript is spliced from 8 exons. NCBI's taxonomy places the organism in Eukaryota, Metazoa, Chordata, Aves, Psittaciformes, Psittacidae. The coding region runs from base 277 to 1035 and encodes 252 amino acids.